Molecule: messenger RNA, 1070 nt
Organism: Gastrolobium bilobum
Lineage: Eukaryota; Viridiplantae; Streptophyta; Magnoliopsida; Fabales; Fabaceae
Product: NAC transcription factor 29-like
Exons: 4
Coding region: 1-972 (323 amino acids)
Biological process (GO): regulation of DNA-templated transcription
Molecular function (GO): DNA binding
Source: RefSeq, a predicted model, not a curated record
AUGGAGGGAGAUCAACAAGGCUCUAAUAAUCUCACGUUUCCACCUGGUUUCAGAUUCCACCCUUCUGAUGAGGAACUCAUAGUUCAUUACUUGCAAAACAAAAUCAGUUCACGUCCACUUCCAGCAUCCAUUAUAGCUGAAAUAGAUCUGUACAAGUAUAAUCCGUGGGAGUUACCUAAGAAGUCUUUGUUUGGGGAGGAAGAAUGGUAUUUCUUUAGCCCCAGGGACAGAAAGUACCCUAAUGGAUUAAGGCCAAACAGAGCAGCAGCUUCAGGAUAUUGGAAGGCAACAGGAACUGACAAGCCAAUUCUCACUUCUUGUGGAUCAAAGCGCAUAGGCGUGAAGAAAGCUCUGGUAUUUUAUUCAGGUCGACCUCCUAAGGGGACUAAGACAGAUUGGAUCAUGAAUGAAUAUAGAUUGGUGGACACAACUAACAAACCCUCCACACUAAAAGGUUCCAUGAGGUUGGAUGACUGGGUACUAUGCCGGGUUCGACAUAAGGGUUACUCAUCCAAGAAUUUAUGUGAAAAUCAAGAGAAUCAUUGUGAACCAAACUUGCCAGCAAAUAUACCGAGGAGUGAAGAAUACCCAACAUACAUAAACUUGAGGCCUGACAUGGUCACGGAUUAUCAAUAUAGAGACUAUCAGAUCAUAGCCUCUAUUCUUGUUGGUGGACCUAUACCUCCCACUCAGAACAUGCCAUGUCUAGGCCUUAAGGAAAGCAAAGACAAGAAUAUAACUUCUGUUUACCAAGAUGGUUUCAACAAAGUGAAUUCUCAAACGACAACUCCUUCUUUGGACAGUUACUUCAACCCACUGAAAAGAAAAUCUAACGAGGAUGAUCAAUAUGAAAAUCUCAUUUCUUUUAACAGGAAGCUCAACAAUGAGAACAAAAUAGAGGUAUCUCCUAGCAAGGUCAUCAAUUUCCAAGAGCUAAACGAAUUAGCCUUUACAGGAAGGUAUCCUCAGUGAUGAAUUGACUAAAUAUAAGAUAGUCAACGAUCCUUUACUUCACAGGUAGAUUUUCAUGGAUUAUACAACUUAAGACGGAGAAGUAACCGGGAAGACGA